AUGGUGACUUUUCUCGUUCUCGGUCUGCUUUCUGUAGUCGGUCUGACUUCGGCGGCGACUCCAGGGAACAUACAGAGUUACUUACAGAGUGAGCUCUCGUCCAAAUCUGAAAUUUAUCUUUCUAGCUCCCAGUCCUACCAGACUGAGCUUACGGAGAGGUGGAAUGCAUACCAGGCGCCAUCUUACGUUGUGGGCGUGAAACCUGCUACUGCACAAGACGUCUCCGCUAUCAUCAAGUAUGCGGCGCAAAAUAACAUCGCUUUCAUGGGUACGGGUGGCGGUCAUGGCUACACUACCACAACCAGUGCCGUCAACAAUGGAAUCAACAUCGACCUCGGUGCUUUCAAGAGCAUUUCCAUAGACAAGGCAGCCAGCACAAUGACCAUUGGGGGCGCAGUCACCUUUGGAGAGGUCUUGGAUCCAGUGUUUGCGGCUGGAAAAGAGAUUCAAACUGGAUCUUGCUCAUGCGUUGGGUUUGUUGGCGCGACUCUAGGCGGUGGUAUUGGCCCAUACCAAGGUCUUCAUGGCCUGAUUAUCGAUGCGCUCCAGUCCGUUACCAUGGUGACUGCCAAAGGCGACAUUGUCAACGCAUCUUCGUCUGAAAACAGCGAUCUGUUCUGGGGCCUUCGCGGUGCUGGAAUGAACUACGGUAUCGUGACCUCUGCGACGUACAAGUUGGCGGAUCAGACAAACGGCGGUCGUGCCUUGAACGGCGACUUCCUUUUCCCCGCCAGCGAGAACGCGACUGUGUUCAACAUCUUGAGCAAGUUUGCUGGAUACCAGCCAAAUGCUUUGGCUCUUACUAGCGCCAUCCAGUAUUCGACUGAUUAUAACACGACAGUCAUCAUGGUCAACGCGGUAUACAUUGGCGCAGAGACCGAAGGAAGGAAAGUCCUCGCACCAUUGCUUUCCACCAAGGCUCUCACGUCAAAUGUCACCAUGAUCCCCUACAACCGCCUCAUCUUGGAGAACCGCUUUGGCGUGGACCCCCUCGGUUGCAUUGCAGGUCUUCCUCAAGCGGCUUACGGCUUGAACCUCUACAAAUACGAUGUUGCGACCUACCAGGCAGCCCUUGCUUCAUGGAUCGACUUCUACGACAAAACAGGACUGACAACCUCGUACAUGGUGACAGAAAUGUUUCCAACCAAGGUCACCCUCCAGACGGCAGACGCCGAGACUGCGUAUCCCUACCGCAACACGAUGGCGUAUCUAUUCAUGAGUUUCAGUGGCUUCACGACUGACGAACAGAAUUCUGCCAUUGCAGAUUUUGCCAAGGCGAGACGCGCAGACUUUGCGAAGCUCAAUGGUGAAAAGGGACUCCAGGUAUACGUCAACUAUGCGCAUGGCGACGAGGGACGCGAUGCUUGGUACAGUACAGAGAAGCUCCCGAAGCUUGAGCAGCUCAAGAAGAUGUGGGACCCACAGAGCUUGUUCAACUUCACAAACGGGUUCGCUUAUUAG
This is a messenger RNA of Pyrenophora tritici-repentis Pt-1C-BFP, 1461 nucleotides long. RefSeq names its product GlcD, FAD-FMN-containing dehydrogenase. The record is from RefSeq and is a predicted model, not a curated record. NCBI's taxonomy places the organism in Eukaryota, Fungi, Ascomycota, Dothideomycetes, Pleosporales, Pleosporaceae. Gene Ontology annotation, molecular function: FAD binding; oxidoreductase activity.